Molecule: messenger RNA, 1293 nt
Organism: Xiphias gladius (swordfish)
Lineage: Eukaryota; Metazoa; Chordata; Actinopteri; Istiophoriformes; Xiphiidae
Gene: bnip4
Product: BCL2 interacting protein 4
Exons: 6
Coding region: 147-722 (191 amino acids)
Biological process (GO): mitochondrial outer membrane permeabilization; positive regulation of apoptotic process
Cellular component (GO): nucleus; mitochondrial envelope; mitochondrial outer membrane
Source: RefSeq, a predicted model, not a curated record
CGUCGUAGAUAAACAGAAUGUUGCGUCAUUGUUAUUGUGUUAGUUGGGGUUUCCAGCUGCUUACAGAGAUUUCGCCACCGUUGCGCUUAGAUUUCGGCCUCUAAAGCCGCGUAAACGGUGUUUACCUGCAAGAUUACGCCAGUACAAUGUCGCUCCAAAAGGACAUCUCAUCUGACGAGAGUUUGCAAGGUUCCUGGGUUGAGCUGCAUUUCAGUGGCAAUGGCUCUCAAAGUACAAGUCAUCACGGAAGCCAGGACCAAAUCCCCACGUCCAGCCAGGAGGGUGACAUGGAGAAAAUGCUGCUAGACGCACAGAACGAGUCCGGCAGAAACAGCUCCAGAGGAAGCUCUCAAUGCAACAGCCCACUCAGAGCACAGACCCCCCUUCUUCUCUGGAGAGGCUCAGAGGGAACCAGCUCACAGUCAGAUGAAGACUUCCAAGAAACAAGACGGGAAGUAGAGAACCUGAUGAAGAAAAAUGCGGACUGGAUUUGGGACUGGUCUAGUCGACCAGAGAACAAUCCACCAAAGGAGUUCCUGCUGAAGUACCCUAAGCGCUCGACCUCUCUCAGCAUAAGAAACACCAGCGUAAUGAAGAAGGGGGGCAUUCUCUCUGCUGACUUUCUGAAGCUUUUCCUCCCCUCAUUAAUCAUUUCUCACAUACUUGCUGUUGGCCUAGGGAUAUAUAUUGGGAAGCGCCUAACCUCCCACAACACCUACUAAAUAGAGUGGUUGUGUGAUGCGACACCUUGUCACCUUGAUGUGACUACCUUGGCAUGCCUUAAUAUGGGACCUUUUUGAAGAUCCACGGAGACAUGGCCAUUUCACAUGGUCCAAUUUGAUUGAGAGCCUCAUGUUGCCCACAACAGCGUGGAGAGUAAAGGAUCUGUCAUUGCUGUUUUAUGGUGUCUACUUCUGAACACAACACUGACCAAUCCUCUGUCCCUUGCUGUAGUCCUUGUCCUGGCCUGGAGAUGACUGUGUUGCUGCUUCCUGCUCCUUAAAUCUGCACGUUAGGGAACUGAUAUAUGUAUUGUAUGUCACUGCCCUUUUCUUUUUGCAAUGAAAAGUCACUUGUUAAUUAAAAUGAUAUACUGUCAAUUGAUAUUUUGAUUUUUAGAUCAGCUAUGGAUAAAGGAAUUUGGUUUGAAUUUUUUUUUUUUUGUCCGAGGGAUCAUUAGCUUAGUGUUUGAGAUAGCAUUCAUCACUAAUUGCUCAAUUUCAAGUGUUAGCUUAUCAAGCACAGAUGUGGUCCGUUUUGUUCAUCUUGCACAAAAUAAAAGCUGGAAACACA